AGUACUACCGUUACGACAUGCAACAACAAAAUGCAUGACAAACCCAAAUGUCAACAAUAACUGACGUUUUGACGUGUUCAGGAGGAAAAAAGUGUAUUAUUGUUAAAUUUCUUCAUUUUCGUGCUUAAGAAUACAGAUUUACGUCUCCAAAGGGAGGUAAAACACCAAAAUGUCUGAUGACUUAUUACAAUUUAAGGACUACAGUAAUACACCCAGCACUAGUAGUCCACCAGCACAAAUAAAUGUCAAUUCUCCAUCGCAUUCAACGGGCUCUGGGCAGAGUGGACGUCAACGUGGAGAUCCCAUGUCUGAUUUGAUUUACGACAUGAGUAAUUCGGCUAAUAUUCUUUCCGGGGGAAUGUCAUCUGGUGGUGGAGGGGGUGGUGGAAAAGACACCGGCCUGCCUGAACCUGCUACAGCAACACCAAGCAAAACAUCUUUCCUAACAAUUGAAUACUAUCAAAAGUUUUUUGAUGUUGAUACUUAUAUGGUGUUGGAACGCAUAGCUAAUUCCAUGAUACCGAAAAGAGCACCAAGCAAUUAUCUUAAAUCACACAUUGGACUUAACCCAGACUUGUAUGGACCAUUUUGGAUUACCACAACCCUGAUUUUCUGUAUUGCCAUCAGUGGUAAUAUAGCCAACUAUCUUCAACACCAAAGCGACAACUAUCAGUGGCGUUAUAAUUUUCAUUUGGUCUCAUAUGCAGCCACUUGUAUAUUUAUAUAUGUUAAUUUCUUGCCUGGUGCCCUGUGGGCUUUGUUUAAGUAUAGCCUAAAACCACUACAGGAAGGACUUGAAACAGAAAAUGCUGAUUAUACACCUUCCCUGCUAAGUCUUAUGUGCGUUUACGGGUACUCUUUGGCCAUCUACAUUCCUGUUUCCAUUCUUUGGGUCAUACAGCUUUCCAUACUGCAGUGGCUUUUGGUAAUAACUGCUGCACUAUUGUCCGGUUCAGUUUUAAUUGCUGUUCUCACGCCUGCAUUGAGAAAUUCCAAAUAUUCCCUUUUCCUAAUUAUUGGUAUACUUGGCGCCCACUUUCUGUUGGCUGCCGGGUUUAUGUUGUAUUUCUUCCAUGUUCCUGCUAACACAGCAGCUGCCGUACAUUCCACCGUGGAAACUAUCAAGCAACCUGUAAAUCAAGCCUUAGAGGCUACAGCGAAAGCUGUUAUCGGUAACAUAACCAAUAAGUAAAAAUCUACGGUGUUCUUUUAGAGGUACUUUUCUAUUAUUAAGUAUUAUAUCAGUAGACGCAAAACAAAAUAAAUAGAAAAAAAAACAAA
This is a messenger RNA of Musca domestica (house fly), 1281 nucleotides long. RefSeq names its product protein YIPF1. Bases 170 to 1192 code for a protein of 340 amino acids. Gene Ontology annotation, biological process: vesicle-mediated transport. Gene Ontology annotation, molecular function: small GTPase binding. Gene Ontology annotation, cellular component: Golgi apparatus; membrane. The transcript is spliced from 5 exons. Lineage: Eukaryota; Metazoa; Arthropoda; Insecta; Diptera; Muscidae. The record is from RefSeq and is a predicted model, not a curated record.